GGACCCAGGGACUGAGGAUGAUGGCGGCGACUGGGAAGUUGGCAGCAGACGAGGCCGUGGAGACUGAGAAUCCGGGAGUUCUGAAACCCGGGGCCGCCCCGUUCGGAAAUUUCCCUCAUUAUUCUCGUUUCCACCCUCCCGAGCAAAGGCUCCGCCUUCUACCCCCGGAGCUUCUUCGACAGCUUUUCCCUCCCGAGGGUCCCGAGAGGAGGCCGAUCCUAGGGCUCGACGUGGGGUGUAACUCCGGGGACCUGAGUGUGGCUCUGUACAAACAUUUCCUUUCCCUGCAUGAUGGGGAGCCCUGCUCAGGUGCCUCCAGAGACCUGCGUCUCCUCUGCUGUGAUAUAGACCCAGUCCUUGUGGAGAGAGCUGAAAAAGAAUGUCCCUUUCCCGAUGCUUUGACCUUUAUCACCCUGGACAUCAUGGAUCAAAGGAACAGGAAGGUUCCCUUGAGUUCUUUCUUGAGCCAGUUUGGGUGCUCUGCUUUUGACAUUGUCUUCUGCAUGUCAGUAACCAUGUGGAUUCAUCUGAACCAUGGGGACCAUGGUCUGUGGGAGUUCCUGGCCCAUCUCUCCUCUGUCUGCCACUACCUCCUUGUGGAGCCACAGCCUUGGAAGUGCUACCGGGCUGCUGCAAGGCGGCUCCGAAAGCUGGGACUUCAUAAUUUUGAUCACUUCCGCUCUCUCACCAUCCGAGGCGAUAUGGCCAGCCAGAUCGUGCGGAUCCUGACACAGGACCAUGCGAUGGAAUUAGUGUGCUGCUUUGGCAACACCAGUUGGGACCGAAGCCUUCUGCUCUUCAGAGCAAAGCACACCCUAGGGACUCACCCAGUCCCUGAAUGACUGACAAAAGAGACAGAAAAGAAUAGACAAGAAUUUUGAAGACAGUAGGAGAAUGAAGCAGAAGCAGGAAGACCAGCAAACAUACAUUGUGAAGCCUUCAUACCGAGAGUCAUGCUCAAGUAUCCUGGAGCAAUUGGGCGGGCAGCCUCCAGACCUGCCAGAAGCUUUUGGCAAAGUGUGUGAAGCAAGCAACUGAAAGAAUUAGUGUCAGUGUCCCAGUUGUUUGGAUAGCCUCUGAGGGGAAUGAAUUCAUAGAGCAGUGAGCUAGGCAGUCUGGACGAGACUGUGGUCCUGGGAAAUGAAACUGCAUUUAGAAGUUGUUUUGCUUGCUGGCCAUAGGGUCUUGUAUGUGCUAGGCAAAUGGUCCAUCUCCAGCUUUCUAAAGGAUUAUUUACAAAGAAUGAGACUGGAUUAAUUUUAGAGUGUGUCAUCUCUCUUUUUCUAAAAUGUAUUUUAUGUGCAUCGGCACUUUGCAUGUAUGUCUGUGUGAGGGUGUCAGGUCUUGGGGUUACAGACAGUUGUGGGCUGCCAUGUUGGGAAUUGAAUCCAGGUCCUCUGGAAGAGCAGUCAGUGCUCUUAACUGCUGAGCCAUCUCUUGAGCCCCAGACUGUGUCUCUGUUAUUUCUUUGAACUCCUUAAAUCCAAUCUGGUGUCUUCAGGCAUUUUCUGGGCUUACUAGGCCUGCUCUAAAGCAGAGCCUUACAGUGAAAUCUGUAAUGAGAGGUCCCGGACUGGCUACCAGAAGUGGCGGUAAGGAAACAUCUUAUCUUCCUAGAGCAGGCCAAGCCCCGAGUGUAGUUAUAGGUAUUAGAAAGAUGUGCUAGCUAGCAUUUUAAAAAAAUACUUAGAAGUACUUAGCUGGGCAGGCAGGGACAGGAAGAUCAGGAGUUCAAAGCCAAUUUUAGCUAAUUUGAGGCCAGCCUGGGCUAUAGGAGUUGCGGUCUUAAAAAAAAAAAAAAAAAAAAAAAAAACACAAACAAAACAACAACAAAACCCAAAGUUGUGACAACAGAUGUUUAUAGCUUGGGGUAAAGCUUAAUUGUAGAAUAUUUACCAGAUACCUGUACACCUUCUUAGCCCCCACAAAAAUAAAUAUUUUUAAUUGUGAGCCCUGAGGUAGGUGGUGAUUUGUGUUUGGUUCUGUGAUACAGCUCGGCAAUCUCCUUCCGUUCCCUUCUCUGUCUUUAUUUUCAGGACUAGGGAUCAAACACAGGACCUUGCACACACUAUCAAGACUCUGCCAUUGACUCCAUUGA
Phodopus roborovskii (desert hamster) is the source of this 2098-nucleotide messenger RNA. RefSeq names its product BCDIN3 domain containing RNA methyltransferase (gene Bcdin3d). Gene Ontology annotation, biological process: miRNA metabolic process; negative regulation of pre-miRNA processing. The transcript is spliced from 2 exons. The coding region runs from base 18 to 842 and encodes 274 amino acids. The record is from RefSeq and is a predicted model, not a curated record. Gene Ontology annotation, molecular function: RNA methyltransferase activity; O-methyltransferase activity. Gene Ontology annotation, cellular component: cytoplasm. NCBI's taxonomy places the organism in Eukaryota, Metazoa, Chordata, Mammalia, Rodentia, Cricetidae.